This is a messenger RNA of Sorghum bicolor (sorghum), 2146 nucleotides long. Its product is annotated as bromodomain testis-specific protein-like. The transcript is spliced from 4 exons. Bases 436 to 1743 code for a protein of 435 amino acids. The record is from RefSeq and is a predicted model, not a curated record. Gene Ontology annotation, molecular function: protein binding. NCBI's taxonomy places the organism in Eukaryota, Viridiplantae, Streptophyta, Magnoliopsida, Poales, Poaceae.
UCACGAGCUCACCCAUUAGGCUCUUCUCUUCUCUUCUCUUCUCUUCGUCCGACUCCAACGGCCGACCGACGUUCGUUACGGGCUUAACGGCCACCGCCGCCGAAAGGCCGAGCGAGCCCAUUUUUGCCCACAACCCUAAACCCCUUUCACUCGCCGCCUCUCGCUGUGGACGAGUCCCGUCCGUCCACCUCGGAACGCCCUGCCCGGAGCCGGAGCCGGAGGGUCUGGGAGGGGACUAGGGGAGGGAGGGAACCUUCGCUUGGUCCGGCCGGCGUCCCUCGCCCUCAUCCGCCGAGCGCACCCCCAGGCUUCACCGAGGAAAACCUUUGCUCCGUUUCUCUUGGCUUGGCAGUGCUUCACCAUUUGCCAGGUCUUGAACUAGUGAUCCUCUGUCAGACACAGACAAGAAACCAAGCUCUCUAACCAAACACAACGAUGACAAAAGCCUGUAAGAAGAGGAGGGGAGUUUGUGUAAGCAGUGAAUUUGGAGACUUGAGUUUGAGUACAAUCUUUGAGGUUGACGAAAGCAGACUCUCUGAAAUGGAUGGUGUGACAUCAAUUCCUACAUGUGAGCACCAAUCGUCUUAUGAACUGAAGGCUGAAAGUAUGAAUACUAGGAAGAUAAGGUGGUGCACAAAAAUCUUAAGGAAGCUCAUGGAUCACAAAGGUGGUUGGAUUUUCAAUCAACCUGUUGAUCCAGUGCUGUAUGGGCUUCCUGAUUACUUUGAUGUUAUCCGUAGCCCGAUGGAUUUAGGUACUGUUAAGAAGAGACUCACUAACAAGCAAUAUGUGAGCACUGAUGAGUUUGCGGCAGAUGUGAGGCUAACAUUUUCAAAUGCCAUGAAGUAUAAUCCUCCAGGGAAUGAUGUCCAUGCUAUCGCUCAACAACUGAAUGGAAUAUUUGAUUCAAAAUGGGAAUCAGUGAAAAAGAAAUUUAGAGGACCAAGCCCAGUUCAACAGCAGAAGACAAUAUUCACAAAAGCCUGUAAGAAGAGGAGGGAAGUUUGUGUAAGUAGUGAUUUGGGAGACUCGAGUACAGUCUUUGAGGCUGAGGAAAGCAGACUCUCUAAAAAGGAUGGUGUGACACCAAUUCCUACAUGUGAGCACCAAUCAUCUUAUGAACUCAAGGCUGAAAGUAUGAAUGCUAGUAAGAUAAGGCUGUGUGGAAGUGUCGUAAGGAAGCUCAUUGCUUACAAAGGUGGCUGGAUUUUCAAAGAUCCUGUUGAUCCAGUUCGUCUUGGGAUUCCUGACUACUUUGAUGUUAUCCGCAACCCAAUGGAUUUGGGUACUGUUAAGAAUAAACUCACAAAAAAGAAAUAUGUAAGCAUUGAGGAGUUUGCAGCAGAUGUGAGGCUAACAUUUUCAAAUGCUAUGAAGUAUAAUCCUCCAGGCAAUGAUGUCCAUACUGUCGCUAAAGAACUGAAUCGAGUAUUUGAUUUAUUAUGGGAAUCAAUGGAAAGGAAAUUUAUAGGCCCAAGCCCAGUUCAAGAGCAGAAGACAAUAUUCACAGAAGUUCAAGCUCUAAUGGAUUCAAAGUCUACAAUUGGGUGCUCAAAUUCAAAACCUUCGGUUAUUAGAAGGCCAGUUGCUUGCUCAAAUUCGAUUGCAAAUAAGCCAUUGACAGAUGUGUUAUCCUUUAAAGUAAAAAUCGUAUCUUUCGUGGGCAGCGAUAAGCAGAUUUCUUCCAAAGGAAUCCAGAAGGAUGAGGUUUCUUCCCAGGUGGAGUACACUAAGAGGUCCUGAAGUCGGUGGUCCUGCAUUUUCAUUAGCAAGGUCAGAAGGAAGGAGACAACGGCCUCGCGAUCAAGUCAAGCAUCCUGCAGUGCGUCUGAAAGGUGUGUAGUUUGGAAAUAGCCAUUGAGCUGUAAUAGCUGGUCUGGGCUUGUAAUAAGUCGUAGUCAUCUUAGCCAGGGUGGUGAGAAAUAAAUAGACUUGGUCAUGGCCUCAUGGGUGUUGUAUCCCUUGGCUGUGCUGGGGUUUGGUGGUUUUGGGUGCUUUUUGUCUAAAGCCCUGGGAGGUCAGUACUAUGGAUUGUUAAACUUUUGUGACUUUGUUGCUCUUCGGUUCGUCCAUGGUAAAAAAAAUAAAGGACAUGGAUAGCUGUAGCAGCAAGUAUUUGCAUCGUGACCAGUUUCUUUUAUUUGUC